Molecule: messenger RNA, 1568 nt
Organism: Pseudophryne corroboree (corroboree frog)
Lineage: Eukaryota; Metazoa; Chordata; Amphibia; Anura; Myobatrachidae
Gene: SPOUT1
Product: SPOUT domain containing methyltransferase 1
Exons: 12
Coding region: 238-1368 (376 amino acids)
Biological process (GO): miRNA processing; maintenance of centrosome location
Cellular component (GO): spindle pole centrosome; kinetochore; mitotic spindle
Molecular function (GO): miRNA binding
Source: RefSeq, a predicted model, not a curated record
GUAUGUUAUUUCAGGCAUAGGACAUAGAAAAUGCAGUAACAUAACAUAAAAUGGUCUGUGUGCCAAACAGUACAGACCGGAAGUAAGGCAUUAUUUGAAAGGGCAUGUACGAAGUAGCAGCAGCACUUAUUCCAAAGCUCCUCCCUCCCAUUGACUACGGUCACAUGACACACACAGUGUGAGGGCAGUGACACGCCGGAAGUACAGGCAGCAGUGCGGUGAGAGACCACACACAGCAUGGCGGAGAAGAGAGCAAAGCUUCAGCAGCAGCAGCAGGAAACGGAUCGAAAAAUAGACUGGAGAAAGCAAAAGGAACAACGAAAAGAGCUGCGUAAGAAAUGGAGAGAAGAGAAAAUGGUCCGAAAACUAGAGAAGGCUCAGCAGCAGCAGCAGCAGCAAGAAAAGGAACAGCUGGAACAGGACAUGAAACAGACAGGGAAUGGGCGUCAGUACACACUGAGUGUGGCAUUGCCCGGCUCUAUAAUGGAUAACGCCCAGUCACCAGAGCUGCGUACGUACCUAGCUGGACAGAUUGCCCGAGCGUGCGCCAUCUUCUGUGUGGAUGAGAUUGUGAUCUUUGAUGAGACGGGAGAAGGAUCACAAAGUGUGGCGGGGACUUUCGAGGGUGUUGGAAAGAAAGGACAGGCCUGUGUGCAGCUGGUCCGCAUACUGCAGUACCUGGAGUGUCCUCAGUAUCUAAGAAAAUCGUUCUUCCCAAAACAUCCUGAUUUGCAGUUUGCAGGACUCCUGAACCCCCUAGACAGUCCUCACCAUGUGAGAAUAGAUGAAGAGUCUGAGUACCGGGAAGGAGUUGUGUUAGAUCGACCAACGAAACCAGGCAAAGGCUCAUUCGUCAACUGUGGCAUGCGUAAGGAGGUGCAGAUAGACAAGCAGCUGCAAGCCGGCGUCAGAGUUACUGUUCGAUUGCAUGAAGAGAAACCAGAGCAGAAAGUGCGGAAAGGAACUGCGGUGUCCCCACAGCAUCCACGGACGGAGGGCGGCAUCUACUGGGGGUACAGAGUGAGGCUGGCAUCCUGCCUUAGUGCUGUUUUCACGGAGUGUCCCUUUAAGGACGGAUACGACCUCUCUAUUGGAACAUCGGAAAGGGGACGUGACUUGGAGGCUGUGACCCUCCCAGAAUUCAGGCAUGCCCUGGUUGUAUUUGGAGGUCUCAAAGGAUUGGAAGCCAGUGUGGACAGUGACCAGAACCUGGACAUUCAAGAGCCCGGCAUCCUAUUUAACCAUUAUCUGAACACAUGUCCCGGACAAGGCAGUCGCACCAUUAGAACGGAGGAAGCCAUACUGAUCUCACUGGCGACACUGAAGCCGAGAAUAGAAGCAGCAGUCUUCAAGGCCAAAGAAAGUUGAACAUCGCUCUGUUUGGGAACUUUUUAAUCUGCCAGCAAGCUAUCGAAUGGACACUGGAUUUGUGACCAAAAUCAUCUUGAGAUUUUAAUUUGUUUUCUAGAAAAACUGCAGCGUACCGGUAUAUUGGUUCGAUAUCUUACUAUGCCUGUGGACUGAUGAUACAACCAAGUCCUCAACUAAAUAAUUUUGAUACACUCUUC